AUGGUUAUCAACCCUACACACCUUGCGCAGCGGACGCGCCAAUCGGUCAAUUGGGCGGAUGCUCAACGGAGGGUCUUGAAGAACUACCGGGAAUGGAUCAGAUCUGCACCCGAGAUCCAAACCAUGUAUUCCCUCAAUAUCCCGGUUUCAGCGUUGAGGACGAAAAUUCGGCAGGAGUUUGAGAGGCAUCGAUACGUGAAUCAGAUACAGGUGGUGGAUACGCUUCUCUUUCAGAGCCAUGCAGAAUACCAGGUUCGUAGAUAUCUUCCUUUACCAUUCGGAGGAGAAGGCCGCAAGGAACCAGGCUAUGAACGCCAAGGGGAUGAUUGGAUAAUCUCGACACACUCCAGGAUCCAAGUUGUGUACUCGAGGAUCCAAGAUGCGUUGGAAGAAACUCUGAACUACUGGAAGCAACUACCGCACAUCCUCAAAUACUUUCGCGCAGAGGAAGAUGUCAAGGCACGCCGCCCAACAAACUUCAUGAAUGGAUUCCUCGAGGCGAGUCUUUACCGCCCCACUACCUCCCUAUCACAGACUAACGACGAGGAUACAGGGUCGCAACUGAGUGUUCCUUGUUGUUUCAUAGCCUUUUGUACAUUUGCCUUCCGAAUGGACCAGAAUCAAAACUCCGCAGUUUUCCAUGCCUGA
Molecule: messenger RNA, 648 nt
Organism: Drepanopeziza brunnea f. sp. 'multigermtubi' MB_m1
Lineage: Eukaryota; Fungi; Ascomycota; Leotiomycetes; Helotiales; Drepanopezizaceae
Source: RefSeq, a predicted model, not a curated record